ACAGGUGACCGCCUGCUUGAUAUCCCUUGCAAUGUCUGCGGCGACAGGAGCUCAGGAAAACAUUACGGCAUUUACAGUUGCGAUGGCUGCUCGGGAUUCUUCAAGCGGUCAAUUCAUCGAAACCGCGUGUAUACUUGCAAAGCGGGCGGCGAAAUGAAGGGCCGCUGCCCAGUGGACAAGACUCACAGAAAUCAGUGCCGCGCCUGCAGGCUCGCCAAGUGCUUUCAAGCCAACAUGAACAAAGAUGCGGUCCAGCACGAGCGAGGUCCCCGGAAGCCUAAGCCGCAUCCAGGUGCAUUAGCCUUACCGCCUUCACUCGCACACACACACAAACCGCACCCGUUGAAGCUUUCUCCUCCAUCGCCUUACACCUCAAUGGCUCAGCCGUUCAAUUUCCAGUUUAGCAUAAGCGGAAUCAGCGAACCUGCACCUUUGAGUACGGCGUCGUCCGCCGGUUCAAGCAAUACGGGUGGAGCUGGAGCGGUUAGCCCAGUGCCCUUAGUUACCGAGCCCUUCCUCGCACCACUCCCUCCUGGACUGCUACACAUGCUUAUGUCAAGUGAUAAAUGUCAGGAAUUGAUGUGGAGCGCGAAGCAAUUGCAACUUCAGGGUGACCCUUCUUUAUUGCGUCCGCCAGCAAACGCAUUCGGGACUCCACUCGCGCCUACGUGGGAGUUAUUACAAGAGACAAGCGCACGCCUCCUCUUCAUGGCGGUAAGAUGGGUGCGUUGUCUGGCACCAUUCCAGGCGCUAGCAGCGAGUGACCAGUUAGUUCUGCUGCGGUCGGCGUGGAAAGACCUGUUUGUGCUGCACCUAGCGCAGUGGUCGGCGCCGUGGGACUUAGCACCACUGCUGGCCGCUCCAGCUGCUCGAGCGAGGCUGCCACCUGAACCGCUGGCUGAUCUUGAACUUAAUACUUUACAGGAAAUCCUUUGCCGGUUUCGUCAAAUCGCCCCCGAUGGAAGCGAAUGCGGCUGCAUGAAAGCGAUAGUUCUCUUUUCACCAGAUACUCCUGGAUUGAGUGAGACACAGCCUGUAGAAAUGUUACAAGACCAAGCGCAGUGCAUUUUGGCAGACUAUGUUAGGACAAGAUACACGCGUCAACCUACCAGAUUCGGUCGUCUACUCCUCUUGCUACCAUCACUACGUGCGGUGCGAGCUCGUUCCAUAGAACUGCUUCUGUUUCGCGAAACCGUGGGCGAUGUCUCCGUAGCAACCCUGCUCCACGACAUGUAUAGGAUGCAGCCAGCACUGACGCCCGCGUUCCAGCCACAGCCGCAAACAGCCACUGAGCAUUGCUCCUCACCCUAA
Messenger RNA from Pararge aegeria (speckled wood butterfly), 1311 nucleotides. RefSeq names its product nuclear receptor subfamily 2 group E member 1 (gene dsf). The record is from RefSeq and is a predicted model, not a curated record. Gene Ontology annotation, biological process: anatomical structure development; cell differentiation; regulation of transcription by RNA polymerase II. Gene Ontology annotation, molecular function: zinc ion binding; nuclear receptor activity; RNA polymerase II cis-regulatory region sequence-specific DNA binding. The annotation marks the transcript as partial. Lineage: Eukaryota; Metazoa; Arthropoda; Insecta; Lepidoptera; Nymphalidae. The transcript is spliced from 9 exons.